Molecule: messenger RNA, 1440 nt
Organism: Canariomyces notabilis
Lineage: Eukaryota; Fungi; Ascomycota; Sordariomycetes; Sordariales; Chaetomiaceae
Product: TAP42-like protein
Exons: 1
Coding region: 166-1317 (383 amino acids)
Biological process (GO): regulation of signal transduction; regulation of dephosphorylation
Cellular component (GO): cytosol
Molecular function (GO): protein phosphatase 2A binding
Source: RefSeq, a predicted model, not a curated record
CACCAGACAGCACCAGACAAGAAAGUCACGAAUCCCAAUUACUUUCUGUCUGAAGUCGAGCAUACCGAUAUAGAACAGUUGAGCUUUUUGUUUUGAUAUCGAAUUGUAGCUUCAGAUUUCCGCAUUAUCAUCAUCACACGCAGAUUCGUCCCGUAAUAAGAAACAAUGGACAGAGACGACGAGCCCCGCUCGCUCAAGACCGUCUUCGCCGAUGCCGAAUCGAAACGUCUUGCAUUGGAGAAUUCACAAUUUGCGCCUAACUCAGCAGAAUACAGCGACGUCGUGUCCUCUGCUAUCAAGCUCUACGAAGAAUGCCUGCGUCUAAUUGACGCCGUCUCCCUCUUCAGCCCGAACGAGUCCCUCGAGGACCUCUCGACCUCAGACCUCCCUUUCCUCCUCACAAACUUCCACCUCGCCGAGCUCACCCAGAAAACCCCCUUUACCUCACCACAAGACCGGAAACGCGUCCUCAAAUCCGCACGAAACGCCUACGAGCGCUACCUCCACCUGGUCGACAGCUACGGGCUGCUGUCCGCGGCGCACCGGAAGCUCCUCGAGCAGUACAACGACUCGCCCAUUUCCUUCAGCACCGUGCCCGCGAACCCGGCCGCCCGCCGCGACGCAAAGAUAGCAAACUUUAAGCUGGAAAAGGAGCUGCGCUCGAGGCUGGAAUUCCUCCGCCGUCGACCGGAGUACGGCGCCGCCGAGGGGGAAGGAAGUGCGGCGGGCGACGAGGACCUCGUGCGCGAGACACACCUCGCCCACCUCAAUUACAGCACACACCUCACGUUCCAAGCUCUCGAGAUGCUAAACCGCGAGUGGGAGAUGCUGGCGCAUGCCCCGCCCCCGCCACCGCCGUCGACGGCACAGCUACGAGGGGGUAGGAUCCUCCCGGGAGAAGGAGAAGGCGAGGAGGCGGACUCGCGCAGGCGGAACGGCAGCAGUAACGACGGUUACACCGACCGGCUCGACCACCCCUCUCACAUCCGCCGGAGCGGGGGCGGCGGCCCGCUGCUCACAGCGCAGGGCAAGCCGCUGCAGCCGUUCACCCUGCUGAACAACAGACAGGAGCUGGCCAAGGGCGUGUUCCGGCCCGGGCACAACCUGCCGACCAUGACCAUCGACGAGUACCUGGCCGAGGAGCGGCGGCGGGGGGGCAUCAUUGAGGGCGGUGGGGAGGCGAGUUUGCGCCGGGACGAGGAGCCGGACGAGGACGACAUGGACAAGGCCGACGCCGAGACCAUGAAGGCGAGGGCGUGGGAUGAGUUUGUCGAGGCGAAUCCCAGGGGAAGCGGGAAUACCCUGAAUAGGGGGUAGCAUGGGUUUACGUGGGUCUGAUAAAUAUUCUGUAAUUGUUAAGCGGGACAGGUGCAUCAAUGCUAGCGUUUGUUGUAAGUUAUCACAGGUAGUAAAGGCCGUUCCCUUUGUCACCUAGGCAUG